AUGGAAGACACCAUCAAAGUUUUCCACCGGGUCCUAUCCUUUGCUGGUAUCCCAAUUUAUGCUGAAGGGAACUGGGACUCCAACCUUUGGCUUGCCUUUCAGAUUUUCAACUUUAUCAUCGGAUCUUUAUGCUUCAUCUUCACUACUGGUUUCGUCGCUGUCAACUGCUCAGACUUGCUCAUAUUCAUCCAAGGUGCUUGCAUCUGGACGACUGGAGUCAUCAUGACCAUAUCUUUGGGCGUCUGCUUAAUUUUCAGAAAGAAGUUCCGAAUUUUCUUGGGAGAAAUGGUUUUUAAAGAUGAGAUUCUAGAAAUGCCCCUGAUCCAGUUUGUCCUGAAGUUGGAGAGUGGAAAGAAGUUGAUUGAAUUGAAGCAGAUGGUGAACGAUUCUCAGGAGAAGCUGUUCAGGUUGACGAAGGUGCUGCUAAAGUGUUAUGUGACGAGUGUUUGGUUGGUGGCUACUAUGUAUCUUUGCAGCCCUAUUUAUGAAAUGCUGUCAAGAGGGGAUAAAAGCUUGAGGCUAUUGGCAUUUGACAUGUGGUUUCCGUGGAGCUUGGAGAAUUUUAAGGUUUACGUAAUAUCUUUUGUAUUCCACGCGUAUGCUGGCUAUCUUUGUUGCAUUGCUUAUCCAGGCUUACAACUAACAAUCAUAGUGCUGAUAGGUCAAGUCAUCCGCCAGCUCAGGAUCCUUACCUUCGUCAUGGAGAACCUGGACGAACUGGUGAUGGAAAUCAUCAAGGAAAAAGGUGAUCGCUGGCAGCUGUGCUGUACUGCUGUAUUGUCGCAGUGUGUUGAUCAUUAUAUCAAACUAAAAAGAUUCAGCAACCGACUGAAUGUGAUAUGCCAGCCGUUCUACCUGACCCUCAUACUGGUUGCUAUAAUGCUUGUGUGUAUGUGCUCCGUUAAAAUUGCAAUUUCAGAAAAACUAUCACCAGACACAAUAAAAUAUUACGUCCAUGAGUUCUGCUUCAUCAUGGUGGUACUCAUGUUUUGUUUGCUUGGACAACAAGUCGAUAAUGAGUGCGCUAAUCUAGAGAGAGCUGUAACUGAAAACUGGUAUAUUUUUGACAAGAAACAUAAAAUUCACGUGAGAAUUUUCAAAAUGGCGCUGAGUCAGAGAAUGCGCGUCUUUAUAUUUGGCUCAAUACCGUUGUCUUUGCCGACUUUUACAUGGUUCAUCAAAACUGGAAUGUCCUUCUUUACAUUAGUCAUGUCCGUUCUGGAGGAUUAA
This is a messenger RNA of Ostrinia nubilalis (European corn borer), 1230 nucleotides long. RefSeq names its product odorant receptor 24a-like (gene Or49). The record is from RefSeq and is a predicted model, not a curated record. Gene Ontology annotation, cellular component: plasma membrane. Gene Ontology annotation, molecular function: olfactory receptor activity; odorant binding. NCBI's taxonomy places the organism in Eukaryota, Metazoa, Arthropoda, Insecta, Lepidoptera, Crambidae. The transcript is spliced from 7 exons. Bases 1 to 1230 code for a protein of 409 amino acids. Gene Ontology annotation, biological process: detection of chemical stimulus involved in sensory perception of smell; sensory perception of smell.